AUGUACGGCGCUCUGCUUCUCUUCGACCAGGACUUCAUCCACGUGGUGUCCAUAACCUUCACCUCAGUGCUACUCACUGAACUCCUCAUGGUUGCUCUCACUAUUCACACUUGGCAUUUCGUGAUGGUUCUGGCGGAACUUGCCAGUCUGGUCAUCUAUAUCAUCGCUUUGGCAGUCUUCAAGUCAUUCUUCGAUCAAGCCUUCCUUCUGACAUUGAACUUUGUGUGGAAGGUAUUCGCCAUCACGGGAGUGAGCUGUAUUCCAUUAGUCGUCUUGAAGUGCAUUCGAAUGAAACUUCGACCACCAAUCUACUCCAAGCUUCGAUGA
This is a messenger RNA of Rodentolepis nana, 327 nucleotides long. The record is from the annotation of a GenBank genome assembly. NCBI's taxonomy places the organism in Eukaryota, Metazoa, Platyhelminthes, Cestoda, Cyclophyllidea, Hymenolepididae.